Molecule: messenger RNA, 1223 nt
Organism: Oxyura jamaicensis (ruddy duck)
Lineage: Eukaryota; Metazoa; Chordata; Aves; Anseriformes; Anatidae
Gene: CIMAP2
Product: lymphocyte expansion molecule
Exons: 10
Coding region: 1-1065 (354 amino acids)
Source: RefSeq, a predicted model, not a curated record
AUGGGCAGCCAGGGGAGAGCAACAGCCUACAUCUGGGCCGGAGCAGAGCCGGGCUCGCGGCAGAUCCAGCUGCCCCAUUUCCACUUCAAGGUGAUGAAGAAGAAACGCAAACGCCAGGAGGAGAGGCUGGGCCCAGGGACGUACAACAUCAGGGGCUUCCUGCAGGAGACGCGGCCCUCCAGCCUUCGGGGCAUCUGUGACACACGGGAGCCGAGGUUCAGGAGUGGCCGGCGGGACUGCUUCCCUGGCCCCGGCACCUACGGCCCCCGGGGGAACCCCUACACCCCGCUGGAGGAGAGGGACAAGCGCUCUGCCAGCACGCGAGGGCUGAUGGACAGCAGGACGGAGAAGUGUGCUCUACCAUCAGCCACGGGCAGCGGCCUGGGGCCCGGCACCUACUCCCUGCCCAGCAGCAUCGAUGAGGGGCUGCGGCGGGCGGGCGGCCGCGUCCCCUGCCAGGUCUCAGGGGACAAGACGAAGCCCAGCAGUGGCCGGCGGCACGACUGGGAGAGGAAAGGCACCGAGCUGAGCGCUGGCACUGCCAAGAGUUUCCUGGAUGAGCUGAUGUCGAAGGAAAACAAGAAGAAAGGAUGCUUCAGCACCCUGCCGAGGAACCCAGGCUGCCCCUCGGAGAGGAUCUUCUGGGCCACGCUCAGCCAGUGCCCGAGGGAUGCGUAUGUGGUGGGGCCCGGCUCGUACGAUCCCAAGCCUGUUGAGGGAUCGGCAGACUUCAACCAGCCCCCGUUCUGGUCAUCUGCCAAGAGGUUUGACAGAAAGUCCGACCGCCUCUUCACUGGGAACGAGCAGCAUCAGCAGCACGUUGAAGAGCCAAAUCCUGUAGGCGUUGGCCGCUACGAUGUCACCAAGGGUGAAAACUACCCUCGGAAGCUCAGGUACCAGUCCCUGUACCUGCAUGACACUCAGCGGUACCUGAGCAACCUGAAGCAGGACGCCUACCUGCUUGAGCGGCUCAGGCCUGUUGCGAAAAACAACUGGAGAGAUUUGAUUUCUGCUCCACGCUGCCCAGCCAUUUGUGAAGAAGUCACUCCUGUUUUCCACAUGUAAGGUGGUGCUGGGAAGCUCGGAUCGGUGAAUAAACCACAGACACGCCAGCAGAUGGGAUGGCGCAGACGAGAAUACUGGCAACAGGAGGUAGGAAACAACUCAAGUCUUGUGCUGCCGUAAUAAAACACUCCUUAGACAAUCAUCACUCUAAAUUGUCU